AUGUCUUCAGAACCAUAUAAGAACGUUUACUUGCUACCCCAAACAAACCAAUUGCUAGGUUUGUACACUAUCAUCAGAAACAAGAACACAACUAGGCCCGAUUUCAUUUUCUACUCCGAUAGAAUUAUCAGAUUAUUGGUUGAAGAAGGUUUGAACCAUCUUCCCGUGCAAAAACAGAUUGUCGAAACUGAGACCAAUGAAAACUUCGAAGGUGUCUCAUUCAUGGGUAAGAUCUGCGGUGUUUCUAUCGUUAGAGCUGGUGAAUCCAUGGAGCAGGGCUUAAGAGACUGUUGUAGAUCUGUACGUAUUGGUAAAAUUUUAAUCCAAAGGGACGAAGAAACUGCUUUACCAAAGUUAUUCUACGAAAAACUACCAGAGGAUAUCUCCAAGAGAUAUGUCUUCUUAUUAGAUCCAAUGUUAGCCACCGGUGGUAGUGCCAUUAUGGCUACAGAAGUCUUGAUUAAGAGGGGUGUGAAGCCGGAGAGGAUUUUUUUCUUGAACUUAAUCUGUAGUCAAGAAGGUAUUGAAAAAUACCACGCUGCUUUCCCAGAUGUCAAAAUUGUUACUGGCGCUCUGGACAGAGGUUUAGAUGAAAAUAAGUAUUUAGUUCCAGGUUUAGGUGACUUUGGUGACAGAUAUUACUGUGUUUAA
Saccharomyces kudriavzevii IFO 1802 is the source of this 651-nucleotide messenger RNA. RefSeq names its product uracil phosphoribosyltransferase (gene FUR1). Lineage: Eukaryota; Fungi; Ascomycota; Saccharomycetes; Saccharomycetales; Saccharomycetaceae. The record is from RefSeq and is a predicted model, not a curated record. The transcript has a single exon. Bases 1 to 651 code for a protein of 216 amino acids.